UUCCCCGGCUGUGUGGCAGCAGGACGCGCGUCGGCGAGCUGCCCCGUGGAGAAGCAUGUGAUGACUCACGCGAGGCAGAAGGGUUCCCUCAGGCCGAGCGACGCUGCUGCCAAUUGGUGGGACAGCUGCCCUCGUUGGCCACAUGGUGGCGCUAUGGGCGACGCCUUGCCUGAGCGCUCACUUCGAUUCGGGAGGACGAAGAAGAUAAGUGAGGUCAUCAAGAAAAAGAAAGUCAUGGCUAAGAGGGUGGACGACAAGAGAGGGACGGAAAAAUCGGACCAGAACAGAAAACUGGACCGGAGGCGCGAGAAGAAACGGGACAGGAAGUCGUAUCCUCUGCGGGGGCGGGCCGCGGGUCCAGACGGGGAGGGGCUUAGCUGUCACGUCCUCCUCACCCGAUUGGAGGAGAGCAUCCGAGAGAAGGAGAGCUCUGGAGGAAGGGAUGCGUGUCUCAAACCCAAACCCAAAAAGGUGAAAAGCGUCGAAAGAAAAGAGGCGAAGUCAUCACCAAAAACCAAAUCAAAGUCAAACAGCCCAAGUCGUGGCGAGUGUAUUAAUGUUCUGCAACCUCGCAAGCGCAGGCUGGCCUCUCUCAAUGCCGAGGCGGUCAACAGUCUACUGCUUGAAAGAGCAAAUGAGACGCAGACGGCGGCUAAGCAGGCCAGGAGACAGGAAGAGCCCACAAAUGGAGGGACAUCCCUGGAUGCAAAUCCAGCCAGAGGGGGUGUCGCUGGAGGUCUGAAGGCCGCACGAGGAAGCAUCAGUAAAACCUCCACGUCUCACAAACAGGACCGGUGCCAAAGCUCCAAGCAGAUCAAGAAGGCCAAAGCCAUCCGAGCACAGAUUCAGAGUCAGGAGAGUCUGGACGCCCCGGCUCCCAGACGACUGGCUGGACUCAACGCCGCCGCCCUCCUGAAGUUAACCAGCUCCUCCGCUACCAGCAAACAGAGAGUAAAGAACGCACCCACGGCGACUGUAACGUCAGAGUGCAAGGCUCCCACCGCGGCCUCGACCCCAAAACCCCCCAGGGUCAAACACAAGGGGCGCUCACAAAAGCAGAGCGGGAGGAAAGUGGCGCCGGUGCACAGCGGCUGCACGGCCUGCAAGAAGAAGGCGGACUUUGAGCCCAAAGUGGAGUGGGAGACCGGCAGCUGCACCCGUCGGCUGACCAAACCGGGCUACCAGUCCCGCAGCAUGCUGGCGUACCCGCUGAAGCAAGUGAAGGAGGAGCAGCUGGAGACGGAGCUGAGCCCGUACUACUGCUGCCCCGAGGGCUCGGUGGAGUACUGCCACCGCUUGGCCUUCUUCCUGGGCCAGCAGCCCUACGGAUCGGACGAGCCGCCGCUGACCUCGGCCCUGACCCCUGUGAAGCACGAGUGCCUGGUGACCUCGCCGCCCCUGACGCAUUCCCACCCCCACCCGCACACGGCCCUCACCCUCAGCCCCCACCCGUGCCUCUGCACCGCCGACCACUGCUUCUCCAGCUACUACGUCCACAUCGCCCACCCGACGCACACUGGAACGACGUCAGCGAGCCUGGCCCCGCGGCCUCUGAACUUUGCCCCCUCCGGUUUGUGCCCCGAUCGGAUGUCCGGCUCCAAGCUGCUGGGGCCGCGGGUGUCCCACGGCUCGGGGCUCGCCCACCCGGCUUACUGCAACUCUGUGGCGUCGCCCUGUUACGGCGACGCCUGCGGGAUCGGUGGCUACACCUACAGUGCAAUGCCUCCCGUCGCCAGCAGGGGUUGUUCCUUCAGUACAGGAUGCACUGGAUGCACACACGGCAUCAAAACAGAGGGUUACUCCUCCCCUCAGGGUGACCACAGCCCCUCCCUCCGCCCCCCCUCCCUGCCCAUCUCCAGCUGCCCUCUCUCCACCGUGCCCUCCUCCACCCAGACCCAACCCCACCUGCUGACCCCGCUGUCGGGCCGAGACCAGCCCCAGGCCCGUUUAAAGCUGGCCACUGAAUGCCCGCAAGGAAACGAGCCCGCCACCGGCUCCCUGUCCAUGGGACGCACUCGGCUGACCCACAAACAGCCGUCGCCUCUGCCGAGCUUCGGAAGCGCCAAGCAGAAGAGAGUCAGCCGCAGACGAGCCACCAACGGCUGGAGGCCUGUUGGUAUGCCGACGGAGAGGGAUGUCUUCAUUGCGGGAGAGGAUGAGACGGCCCCGCGGCAGUGUUACGAAGGAGUGCAGAGAGACGGCGAGGUGAUCCACGUCAGAGACACCGUGCUGCUCCGAUCGGGACCCAGGAAGAAAUCCCUCCCGUAUGUCGCCAAGAUAUCAGCGCUGUGGGAGGACCCCAAGACAGGAGAGCUGAUGAUGAGCCUUUUCUGGUACUACCGACCUGAGCACACACAGGGAGGACGAGAUCCGAGCACACACUGUGAGAAUGAGAUUUUCGCCUCUCGGCAUCAGGAUGAAAAUAGUGUGGCCUGCAUAGAAGACAGAUGCUACGUCCUCCCACUAGCCCAGUACUGUAGAUUUUGUGCCUUGGUGAAGCGGCGUGCCGAAGGCGCCCCACCCGGCAGCACCAGCGUGGUGCCCUGCCGCCCCGACUUGCCCCCCUCCCACCGCUGUGUGCCCACAGACGUCGACCCCGAGCUGGUGUAUCUCUGCCGGCACGUCUACGACUUCCGCUUCGGACGCAUCCUGAAGAACCUGCAGUAGGAGGAUUAGACGGGGGUCUGAAUUAAUCAUACCGUAGCUCCCAACUCCUGCACAAGGGCGGCGGCGGCGGCGGUUUGGUGGGUGUUGAAGGACUAAUCACCGCCUGUCUUUUUACUGCUGGGGACGUUAACGAUCAGAGUGAAGCAAAAAGUGUUUGACACAUUAUGAAGCACAGAUCCCUUUAGUUGACUACAGAGGGGUUACAAUGUGACGGAUGAAUCACUCUCAAUAAGAGCACCAAUAUUUCCUGGUUGGGAUGAACGAACGGAGAAAGAAUUCAUUCAUCAGCUGGGACUUUUUCACAUGGAGGCUUGUGUGUGUGUGUGUGCUGAACACCAGGCUGAACUGGGCUGCUGUCAGGACUAUGUUUCCCCCCAAAGCGUCUUAGCACAACAAUCAUGUUUGUUCCAUUUGUAAGCGAAUGGCUCCAGGAGCGGUCCGGCGCUGAGGUGCUCUCCGGAGGGGGAACACACACACGCCUACGCUGUCAGCUCGAUGUUAACGCCGCUCAACCAGCCGGGGCUGAAGGAGCAGCUAACGGAGAGCGACGUCGUCUCGUUUCUCCUGAUUUGAGUUUUUGUCUCAGCUGUGCCGUUUUCUGUGUGUGUGUGUGUGUGUGUGUGUGUGAAAGAGCGAGUGGGAGAAGCGAGUGUCAGUGCAGAUAACUGGAUAAAUGUGUGAUGGUGUUUUGUUUUUUUAAAGGAGGCUUUCAGGCAAUCAAACCAAACAAGCAGCUUUAGAGGAAGCGUCAUCGUCUCUCCUGUGUGACACUGACGGAAACAUUUUUCAUCUCCAGUGAUGCUCUGCGCAAACUAAAAUACUGAACCUGAAGGGGGAUUGUGGGACCGAUUAUUCCUCCACCCAAAACCCACUCUAGAGCAGGCGCUUCUCUUACUUAGGUCAGGACGCUAAAAAUGUCUCUAAACUGAUUUUAUAAUCAAAAACACAUUUUCAAACUAUCUUUUUUUCCUGACCUGAAGAAGCCUUGUUCUAGAGAGGCUCUUCUAACGGUCCAAUAGAGAAGACAGAUUGUUUUUCCUCGUAUUUUUUUUCACCUUAGCUGCUCCAUGUGACUUGCCUUAUGACGUGCAGGUAGAGCUUUAGGCAGCUAGUCUCACAACACACAACUAGGAGGUGGUGGAACAGGUGUACUGUAAUCCCAAGAGAAAAGAAAAUCAGCUGACAGCUAUGACACGAUCACUGGACAAAUUGCACCGGUUUAGGGCUGCAACUGAUGAAUUACUGUGUAGCUGUUUUGUCAAUUAAGUGUUGCAAAAACAAUGAAAUUGCCUUUUUAUGGUUUUCCAAUAGUCCGAAGUUCAAUUAUGUUAUUUUAUUAAACAAACAGUCCACAAAAAUUCAGGUAAUUUACAUGUACGAUAAGGAAAAACAUUACAUUUUUACAUUUGACGAGCUAAGCAACGUUUGGCAUUUUAAAGGAGCUGUGUGUGGCAUUUAGGGGGAUCAAUUGGAAGGAAUGGAAUAUAAUAUUAAUAAGUAUGUUAAAUUUAGUUUAUAAUAACCUGAAAAAAAAGACACGAUAGAUCCGUGAGCAGUUUUAAUGGGAGAAGUUUCAGUUAGUUGCAAUCUGCAAACUCACCACUAGAGGGCCACACAUCCUUGCACCUUUUCAGAAACGAUUAAAACUAUUAUCAAUAUAGUUGCGGAUUCAUUUCCAGUCAUCGUUGCAGCUCUAAACUGGUUAGAAAAACACUGUGCACUUCAACACGUCAUCGAUCUGCUGUGCUCGAGCUGCUAGUGUUGCGUUCAUGUCUACUCUACCCGUUCUAAUUCUAAAUCCACACUAAUUAUUUUCUCCCUCCUCCUCCUCCUCCUCCCCCCCCGUCCUCCCCCUGAAGAUAAACCAAAGGAUGUCACAAAACCCAGAGUCCCCGUCUCCUCCCUUCGCACUUCUCCUCCUCGUCAGCACUUCUGCCCUCGUUCCCUUUAUUGUAUUGCACUAAUCCAUUCCUUAAUUACGUUUUUUUUU
Anoplopoma fimbria (sablefish) is the source of this 4657-nucleotide messenger RNA. Its product is annotated as bromo adjacent homology domain-containing 1 protein. Lineage: Eukaryota; Metazoa; Chordata; Actinopteri; Perciformes; Anoplopomatidae. The record is from RefSeq and is a predicted model, not a curated record. Gene Ontology annotation, molecular function: chromatin binding.